Messenger RNA from Metopolophium dirhodum (rose-grain aphid), 4258 nucleotides. RefSeq names its product BRCA1-associated RING domain protein 1-like. NCBI's taxonomy places the organism in Eukaryota, Metazoa, Arthropoda, Insecta, Hemiptera, Aphididae. The record is from RefSeq and is a predicted model, not a curated record. The transcript has 29 exons. Bases 432 to 4109 code for a protein of 1225 amino acids. Gene Ontology annotation, molecular function: protein binding.
UAUCGUUUCUUAUAGUUCGUGCCUUGCAUUGUGACUUCAUUGUUCGAUGUUCUAUGAUCAUAUUAUACAUUUUUGGAUUAAUUCUCUAAACUUGUCUAUAAACCUCGCAUUUAAGAUAAUAUCUUCAUUCGUAAAUUGAUCGUAAUUAAUACUUAUUUACUUACUUAGAAGUUAAAACCAUUAUUAUUUAUUAUAAUCAUAAAUUAUAGUGAUAUUUAUAUUAUUCUUUUUAUUUUAUUAAUUCUAGUUAAUUUUUAUUUACCAAUAUUAUCAAUAUUUGUGCUCAUCAUUUAUUCUACGCUCAUAACCUCGGACUCACUCUUCUACGCCUCUAUGGUCGACUAUGUUUGUACGCAUGGUUCUUGUUCAUUAAUUCUUCUACGUUCAUUGUGUCCAACACUUUGUCUUGACGUCUUCCUUGGUUAGCGGUAAUGGAGUUUUCACUUAGCGAAAAGCCUGGGCCAUCGGCUAAUGUACAUACCACAGAAUGCAGCGCAAAGUUGAUUACAACUGAGAGCAAUGUUAGUGAAUGCAUGACAAGAAUUAAGACAUCGCGAGAGAGUGAAAUUUACUUGUACAAUUCUGAAUAUUUAAGGAAUAACUAUGAUAAAUAUAUCAGAGAUGAUUUCUUAUAUGCAUUUGGAGCAUUUUAUUGUGAUAAAGUAAUGAAGAUUCCUCAUUUAGACCACAUAUUGAAAACUGAAUGUUAUCAUCGUGAAACUGAAAUGAAAUAUAGACAUUAUGAGUUUGCAACGUACAUGGAAAAUAUAAUAACAUGGCUUGAUCUUAAAUUAAAAUACUACAAUGAAGAAUCAUCAAAAUCUAAUAAAAAAAUACAAGAACAGUUAUUCAACACAAGUUCUCAAGAACUAAAUGAUAAAUUAAGAUCUGUAGCAAAUUCUCAAAAUGAUAUAAUAACAUCGCCAGACAUAACUACUUCAAAAAAUGAAGAUUUUCCCGUAAAUAAUGCUCAAAAUAAAAUAAUAACAUCGCCAGAUGUAACUUUUCCAAAACAUGAUACUCUUGGAAAUUCAACUAAUGAUCACAAGAAAGGAAUUAAUGAGGUAAAUAAUGCUCAAAAUAAAAAAAUAACAUCACCUUAUGUAACUCCUCCAAAACAUGAUACUCUUGAAAAUUCAAUUAAUGAUCACAAGAAAAGAAUUGAUAAGGUAAAUAAUACUAAAAAAAAAAUAAUAACAUCUCCAGAUGUAACUUCUCUAAAACAAGUUACUCCUGGAAAUUCAACUAAUGAUCACAAGAAAGGAAUUGAUAUGGAAAAUAAAACUCAAAAUAAAAUAAUCACAUCGCCAGAUGCAACUUUUCUAAAACAUGAUGUUCCUGGUAGUUCAACCAAUGAAUUUGAGACAGAAAUUUCUAUGGAAAAUAAUUUAAGUAAAAUAAAAACUUAUUCAAAACGUAAUUCUACUAGAAGUACAACUAAUGAUCACAAGAAAGGAAUUGAUAUGGUAAUAAAUGCUCAAAAUAAAAAAAUAACAUCACCUUAUGUAACUUCUCCAAAACAUGAUACUCUUGAAAAUUCAAUUAAUGAUCACAAGAAAGGAAUUGAUAAGGUAAAUAAUACUAAAAAAAAAAUAAUAACAUCUCCAGAUGUAACUUCUCCAAAACAAGUUACUCCUGGAAAUUCAACUAAUGAUCACAAGAAAGGAAUUGAUAUGGUAAAUAAUACUAAAAAAAAAAUAAUAACAUCUCCAGAUGUAACUUCUCCAAAACAAGUUACUCCCGGAAAUUCAACUAAUGAUCACAAGAAAGGAAUUGAUAUGGAAAAUAAAACUCAAAAUAAAAUAAUUACACCGCCAGUUUCAAUUUUUCUAAAACAUGAUGUUCCUGGUAGUUCAACCAAUGAAUUUGAGACAGAAAUUUCUAUGGAAAAUAAUUUAAGUAAAAUAAAAACUUAUUCAAAACGUAAUUCUACUAGAAGUACAACUAAUGAUCACAAGAAAGGAAUUGAUAUGGAAAAUAAUGCUCAAAAUAAAAAAAUUACAUCGCCAGAUGCAACUUUUCUAAAACAUGAUGUUCCUGGUAGUUCAACCAAUGAAUUUGAGACAGAAAUUUCUAUGGAAAAUAAUUUAAGUAAAAUAAAAUCUUAUUCAAAACGUAAUUCUACUAGAAGUUCAACUAAUGAUCACAAGAAAGGAAUUGAUAAGUUGAAAACUACUAAAAAAAAAAUAAUAACAUCUCCAGAUGUAACUUCUCCAAAACAAGUUACUCCUGGAAAUUCAACUAAUGAUCACAAGAAAGGAAUUGAUAUGGAAAAUAAUGCUCAAAAUAAAAAAAUUACAUCGCCAGAUGCAACUUUUCUAAAACAUGAUGUUCCUGGUAGUUCAACCAAUGAAUUUGAGACAGAAAUUUCUAUGGAAAAUAAUCUAAGUAAAAUAAAUACUUAUUCAAAACGUAAUUCUAUUAGAAGUACAACUAAUGAUCUAAGAACAACUAAGAAAAGAAUUAAUAAGGUAAAUAUUGCUCAAAAUAAAAAAAUAACAUCACCAGAUGUAAAUUUUCCAAAAUGUGAUAUUCUUGGAAAUUCAACUAAUGAUCACAAGAAAGAAAUUGAUGAGAUCAAUUCAAAUUUGGUGAAUAUUUCGUCAGCUGUCAAUUCUAUAUCAACUGAGUCUCAAUUGAAAAAUCGAGAUAUUACUGGUGAUGUGAAAGAAAGCACAUCAGACAAUCUUAAAAUUAAUAUAAAUGACAAAGUUGUGAGUGAUGAUAACUUGUAUCCAGCUCAGACAAGUUCUAGUGUUAUUGAUGAAAAAAUAUCAAAUAUGUGUUUGGAAAUUUCUUCAAAAUCUAUUAGAAGUACGCGAUCCAAUAAGCAAGCUAAUAACAAAUUAGAUAAGACAUCAACAAAACUAUUAAAAAGAUCAAAUUCAGUAACAGAUUCUGAGCACAAAUCGAAAAAAAAGAAAAUAGAAAAACCUUCUUCUAGUAUUGCUGAAAGAAAAACUAAUACCAAUAAUAAUAAAAAUUCAGUCAAAGCUUUAAAUGAAUCUAUAAAACAAGCUAGUAAAAAUUUGUAUAGUCGAAAUAGUAAAGGAGAAACAAAAUUACAUUCAGCAUGUGCUAAGGGGAAAUUAGAUUUAGUAAUUUCAUUGCUUGAAGAUGGUUUCAAUCCUAAUGUUAAAGAUAAUGCUGGAUGGACACCCAUGCAUGAAGCCGUGAAAUCUGGGAACUUAGAUAUCGUGAAAGAAUUAAUCAAGUUUGGUGCAUAUUUAAAUGUUCCUGGUUUUGAAUAUGAAAGCCCAUUAUAUACAGCUAUUAAGUAUGGUAAAUUUGAAAUAUCAAAAACAAUUCUGAAUUAUGGAGCUGAUGCAAAUUUUAUAAAUAUGUAUGGAGAUAAUGCAAAGUGUCUUAAUAAAGAAAAGUUAUCCGAGUUAUUGGAAAAUUUAGUUCUGUGUAAAUCAACACAAAUUUGCCAUACUAACUAUAAAUUAGAUGAAACUGUCAUAGCCCUAAAUAAUGUUUCAUUAAAAAGUGAAACUGUGAACACAUUUUGUAAACAAUUCAAUAUUAAAUUAGUUCAAAAUAUUUGGAAAGAAAAGCAAUUUUCUCAAGUUACUCACAUAAUUGUACCAAAAACAAAAAAUAAUACUUGUGAUGUUAAUUUGGAAUGUUUAACUGGCAUAGCAAAUGGAUUAUUUAUAAUCAACGAAAAUUGGAUUUCUGAUUCAUUAGACAAAAAUAAACUUAUGAUGUCAGAAAAUUAUGAAGUCAGUGGAACAACAUUGUUUACUGAAUGUAAUGGCCCAAAGAUAUCACGAAUAAGCAAACAAAAACUGUAUCCAAAAUUAUUUGAUGGCAUAAACAUACAUGUAUGUGGAAGUAAUGGUUGGAAUCAGUUUACACUUGAAAAUUUAAAAAAGCUGGUUGUUGAAUUCGGAGCUAAACUGUUAAUACGUAUGCCAAAUCCAGAAGACUGCCCUACUAAUAUAAUACCAUAUCAUUGCCGUAAUAAUGAUGAAAUGUUUCAUGUUUCUAACAUUAUAUUAUAUACAAUGGAUUCAAAUAGGCUUAUAAAGUACAACAUGAAGCAUUUAAAAGCUUUUCAUAUUUCAUGGUUCAUGGAAGCUGUACAAAAGUAUAAUAUUAUAUAAAAUGGUUAUUUAUAUCCAAUUGUAUAAUAAUUUUGAUGUUUCCAUUGGUUAUUUCUAAUUGAAUACAAGUUUGUUAUGUAAAAACAAUUAAAUUAUAUACUUUGAAAUAAUAAACUGUCAAAGAAUGGAUUAUUAAAGUACAUAAAUUA